This is a messenger RNA of Manis pentadactyla (Chinese pangolin), 1005 nucleotides long. Its product is annotated as zinc finger protein 304-like. Gene Ontology annotation, molecular function: DNA-binding transcription factor activity, RNA polymerase II-specific; RNA polymerase II cis-regulatory region sequence-specific DNA binding. NCBI's taxonomy places the organism in Eukaryota, Metazoa, Chordata, Mammalia, Pholidota, Manidae. The transcript has a single exon. Gene Ontology annotation, biological process: regulation of transcription by RNA polymerase II. Bases 1 to 1005 code for a protein of 334 amino acids. The record is from RefSeq and is a predicted model, not a curated record.
AUGGGAAAGGGCCAGGCCUCCUCUGUGAAGAGCAGCCAAAGCCACAUAUCAAAGAAGGCCUGCACUUUACAGGAGGAUGGGGAGGGCUUGGUCAACUCUGAAUUUGUCCCACACAAUGCCAUUCACAAUGGGGAGAAGCCACGCAGGAGCACUGCAUGUGAUGAGGCCUUUCACACAGGACAAGGGGAUUACAAGUGCAGUGAAUGUGGGGAAGCUUUCAGCAACAAAGAAAAAUGUGUUCGGCACAAGAAAGUACACACAGAAGAAAAGUCCUGUAAGUGCACUGCAUGUGGGGAAUUAUUUAGCUACAGCUCAUACUUUUUGGUACAUGAGAAAACUCAUAGCAAAGCAACAACUUCUAAGUCCAAUAACCAUGGGGAAUGUUUUAGCUUCAACUCCAGCCCCAGAAUACACCAGGCAUCUCACGUGGGAUUAAGGCUUAAUGAGUAUGCUGAAUGUGGGAAAACUUUCAGCAGAAAAUACCACCUUGUUCAGCACUGGAGAUGUCAUACUGGAGCAAAACCUUAUGAGUGCAGUGAAUGUGGGAAAGCUUUUGGCCACAAAAAUACACUUAAGCAGCACCAGAAAACCCACAGUGGAGAAAGGCCUUUCGUGUGCAGCAGCUGUGGGAAGGCCUUUCUCCAUAAAGAUACUCUUGCUGACCAUGGGAAAAUCCUCACUAGAGAAAGGUCUUAUCUGUGUGAUAAAUGCUGGAAAAACUUUAGCCAACGUUCCUACUUGAAAAUACAUAAUAGAAUUCACAGUGGAACAAGGCCUUACCAGUGCAAUGAAUGUGGGAAAACCUACCCCAGUAAGCACCAGCUUACUCAACACAAGAAAGUUCACAGCACAGCAAGGCCUACAGGUAAUGUGAAUGAGGGAAAUUCUUUGGUGGCAACUCCAGCUUCAGUAUACACCGGAGACAUAACACCAGAGCAAGACCUUACAUGUUUAGCAAAUGUGGGAAAGCAUACAGAAGAUGCUCCCACCUUCCUUGACAUAUGA